Messenger RNA from Styela clava, 5223 nucleotides. Its product is annotated as death-inducer obliterator 1-like. Lineage: Eukaryota; Metazoa; Chordata; Ascidiacea; Stolidobranchia; Styelidae. Gene Ontology annotation, cellular component: nucleus. The record is from RefSeq and is a predicted model, not a curated record. Gene Ontology annotation, molecular function: protein binding. Gene Ontology annotation, biological process: DNA-templated transcription.
CUACGUUUGAACUGCUUACCAUGUUACUUAAUUUGUUUCGAAACGUUGGUUCAGACAAACUGACAAAAGGAUAGCCUUAGUUCUCUCCCCCGGGAUAAAUAUGUAAAUCCUAUCCUAUCCUAGUUUACCGGUAGUUGAUUGUCAGAAUAUUACUGUUCUCUUGUUUUAAGGCAUAUUUAAAAAUAUAUAUCUAUAUAUAGUCUAUCGCUCAGCCUUAUAAAGGCACCAGGCAAAAUGGCAAAAGAUUCAACACAGCAACAAGAGCAAAAAUAUUAUGUUACCGGUACCGUAUUUUCACCCAAUGCCAUGUGCAGGUGUGAGACCCUUUUAAACAUGAACUGCCUGAUCAAGAUUUUAUGCUUGCUAAUGAAAAUCCGAGUGUUGACAAGGGCUACACUAAAUAACUUGACGGGUCAGGUUGUGACUCACAGGCCGCCUGUUGCUAACCCAUAAUCUAAUGUAAAAGUAGGUACGUUUUGAUCUAAACGUUUUGAUAUAUGUGAAUAAGAUUUUGCUUUUACAUUACCAUAUUCUGUUAUUUAUUGGAAAUUUAAAUAAAAAUAAACAUUUUCUAGAUUCUGGGAUAGAGUAGAUUUGUAAGCACUUCUUCACUAAUAUGGCUAUAUCAGCAUAUUGAACAUUCAUAUUCUGAAAUUGUUAAAUGAUAAUAUUGUUUUUCUAGGAUAAAUUUGACUUAUAUUUUCGAUUUUAUUACUGUACUGAAUAAUAUUUGAACAUAGACUACUUAACAAAAAUGCAAUUGUAUAUACAGAUCAGGACAUGUCGUUGCAAGUAUAUUCAGCUGACAUCUAUUAGCUAAUAGUAUUAACUUUUUGAAUUUUCACCUGUAUUGUACUGGUGUAAUCCAAUGAUGGAUCCACAAACAAGGAAUUUAUUUGCUGAUAUGGGAGGAGCUUCUAAUGCUGGAAAAACGGUUGUCACCACAGAAGAAAUAUUUGCUAAUGAUGACAAGUUGCAAGACGAUGGUUCUAGUCAAAUUCCACCAACGCCUACAGGCUCCGAUAGCAAUGUAGAUACAGAUUCAUCUAUAGACAAACAGACUGAGAAAAAUGGAAACAAAGAUGAUUUACAUCAAGAUAUUCGACGGAACUCACAUCAUGAUAAAGAUCUUCAAAAAAUCUACAUACAGCAAAGUGAAAUUAAUGAAAAAACAGCAGAAAUCAAGAGCAAUAUGAUUCCUAAUGUGCGCAGAAGUAAUCGCUCGAACAAAGGUGUUCAACGGGAGAUGUUUGAUCCUUCUCACAUCCCAUCCCCAAAAUACAGUAAAUACAAGCCAGAUAUGACACCUCAACAGGCAAGUCCGAUCAAGAAACAAAAAGUAAUCCCAUCUUCCGAUUCGGAUGAGAAUCAUACUAAAGAAAAGCAACUUCAAAAAGAAACUAAGAAAGUUCAUCAUGAGAAGCAACAAAAAGUAGAGGAAGAAGUUGAUGAUCAAAUUAAAGAAGAAGAAGAAAAAUCAGAUUCAGAUAGUGAUGAUGAAUACAACGAUCCAAAUCGACUUUGGUGUAUAUGUAAAAAACCACAUAAUGGAAGAUUCAUGAUAUCUUGUGAUGUCUGUGAAGAAUGGUUUCAUGGUGACUGUGUUGGUGUUACUGUUCAAAGAGGUAAACAGAUGGAAAAGAAAGGAGAGGAGUAUGUAUGUCCAUCUUGUCUAAAAAGCAAAGGAAAGCAACCAAAACACAAACAUAAUUCAGACAAAGAAUCACUAAGACAUCCUAUGAAAACUGGUGUUAAAUUGAAAGGCUAUGCUCAUGAUAAAAAUAACGAUCAAACUAUAUUAAAAGAUAAGCAUUCUGCUAAAAAAAGAAAACCGAAAGAUUUUAACACACAACUUAGUGAUCGCAAAUCGACAGCAGAUCCAUCUAGUGCAAAACAAAGAAAAUGUAUUGUUGCCAGUUGUCCGAAUAAAGCACCAUCUGAUUCCGUGUAUUGCAGCAACGUUUGUAUUCUACGACACGCUAAAGAAUCUUUAGGUGGGUUAGGAAAAUCCAAAUCACAACCUGCGGUCUCGAAGAAAUCGCCUGCUGAAGCGAGACAAGAAACAAAGGAAGAAAGAGUUGUGAGAAAAAUUAAGGAAGCUGCAUCUAGAGGAAAAAUCGCAGUUAUGUGUCGAAAAACUGGUAAAAUAUUCGCGAAUGCGUCUGCGCCGCUCAAGCCUGAAUUAGAAACAUUUUUGAAGAAAAAUCCAACAUUCAAGCCUUUAAAACUUCCUAAAAACUUUAAAUUACAAAUGCAGGAAAGAGAAGAAAAAUCGAAAGCUCAUCAUGCUUCUCAACCCAAGAAAAAUAAUGAUCAAAAACAUUUGGGUGGUUAUAGUCAUGAUCCAGAUUAUAAACCUAUGGAAGUGAAACCGUCUAAUCCUUACAAAGCUUUGACACCAUCUAUCAAACAUUCGAAUGAUAUACAUACAGCUAAAAAGCACAAAAUAGAUAGACAAAAUUCAAACGACGCAAAAAAAUCCAAACACAAAAAGCAUGAUAACGAAAGAAGACAUUCAACAGAUAAGCAUGCUAACCCACAAAAAAUUACACCUUCAAAAAGAGAUAGCCGAUCACUUUCUGAUGAUAGGAAUGAUUUUAAGAAAGAUUCUGCUCCUCACAAUGAGAAAGAGGUGCGAAGAAGUGUUAAGAAAACGCUACAAGGGAUUUUGCAAGCUCGUUCAAACAGUUCUGAUGACCUGAAAAUGCAUCCGGAUUCUAUUACUAGAUUGGUAAAUAAAAUUGAAGAAUCAUUAUACAAAUUAUUUGGAAGUACAUCAUUUAAGUAUAAAAGUAGAUAUCGAAGUAUUUCUUUUAAUUUGAAAGAUGAGAAAAAUCAUGGUUUGUGGAGAAAGUGGAGAAAGGUGAUUUUGGGGGAAGUUACAUCAUCAAGCUUAGUAAAAAUGACAGCUGAAGAAAUGGCGUCAAAAGAACUAUCUCAGUGGAGAAAACACGAACUUACUCAAGAGUUGGAAAUGAUUCAUGAAAUAGAAUCAGCAGAAAAAAAUGUACGACCAGUUUCAAAAAUAACCCAUAAGGGUGAAAUCGCAAUUGAUGAAGAUUAUUCAGACUUAACUGAAAGCCAUCUUGAGACCUCUCAUGAAAAAGUUACACCCACUAUUGCACCGCAGAGAAUUCGUAGAAUCUCAGCUAAUCAGCCAGAUUCAGUCACAGACCUGAGUCCUGUUACCAUGGACACAACUUCUGAACACAACAAUCAUUUGUUUGAUAUGAAUUGCAUGAUAUGUACAGGACAAGUGAAAGAAGAAGAAGCGAAUCUAGACUCCGCAAAUAAAAGAGUCAAGCGUUCGACUUCUAUUAUAUUGAGUAAUGAAGCGCAGUCUACACUCGAUGUGGAACAUUCCGACGAAGAAAUAUUGAAAAAGAUUUCUGCUUUCAGUAGAAAACAAGAUAAACCAGUUGUAAUAUCUUCAAAGUCUGAAGAAGAACCUUCACAAGAUGAAGAAAUGUAUCCUAUUAGUCCUAAGAAGAACCUUCACAAGUAUGAAAACCUGGAGGAAAAGAAAGCACCUUCAUCUAUUACAGCCAUGAAACUUAGUCGUGAUCAUUUCUUAUGGACAGGUGUGAUUAGCAUGCCCGAGUUGUCAAGUUUUCGUACAAAUGCUUACACUGUUUCAGGAGGUGCUAGAGAGUUGGUUCAUUCAAUACCGAAUAAACUUGUCCUUGACGGGAGAAUUCAUCCUAAGGUCGUCUGGGAAUACCUUGCUAAAGUAAAAACUUUUCCCAAUAAAGAAGUCUGUGUUGUGCAGUUCAGAGCAUCUUCUGAAGAAGAUCGUGUUGGCUAUGUUUCAAUGUUAUCAUACUUCAGCAGUAGAAAAAGAUUUGGAGUAGUGAGCAAUCAAAAUACACAAGUAAUAAAAGACAUAUAUCUUGUGCCUCUUCUAGAAACAGAAGAUGUACCCAAGGAAUUAUUACCAUUACGUGGUCCGGGAUUACCCACCAAUCACCCUUCUAUGUUGCUUGGCGUAAUUGUCCGUUGCAUUCCUGAACCCAAAAAAUUAUCUCCAUUGUCUGAAACGUCACCGAUCAAAUUUGAAGAAAAACAUCACAAGGCGAAAAUUCUAAAUGAUGAUUUACCAGCUCGAAAAUCAUUGUUGGAUCGCAAUCGGUCGUUAACUUCUGUAAUGCCACACUUUACACAAAAAAUUGUUGAUACUGAAAAUAUCGGCUCAAAAAGUGAUGAAGAGGAAGAAUACAAUCCAGAAACUGCGGAUUUUGAAAAUAUUUCAGAUGACGAUCCUCAUAAACCAAUUUCACCCACUGCUGCUGAAGAUGAGGAAGCAUAUGAUCCAGAGAAAGUUGUUUUCGAUGAUGAUCUGAAAGAAGAUGAGGAUGAUGCUCCUUAUGAUCCUGAGGAUGAGGCAGAACGCCUGGAAAGUACUGAGCUUAAAGCAUUGCAGGAGAAACAAGCUUUCCUGGAAAAAAUGAAGCAUGAACUUGAAAUGAAGAAGGCAGAGCUUGCAAAGGAAGAAAUGUCAUUACAGAAACACACUCCACCUCCCCCGCCUCCCGCAACCAAAACAGUUACUCGAGUGGAUCCCAGAGUUGCUGCCAGAAUGAAAAAACUUAAAACAUCUAACAACAAUGGUGAUUCAACCCCGCCCCCUCCCCCACCCUCCUCAAAUGAAACACCUUUGCAAAAAAUAUUUUCUGUUUUGAAUUUUGACAAAACAAAAGCCACAUGAUUCGGUGCUAUUCUUAGUUUAUCUUCAUUUGUCUGUUUUUCAUUUCAAAGUUGUCAGCGAUUGAUAUCGGCAGCAUGCAUGCAUGAUUAGGUCAAUGUCACUACAAAAUAUACACAUGCUAAAUAACAUGUUGAAAGGAGCUGUCCAAGGUGGUCUGCAUCUGGUGCCUCAAAUUGUUUUUUCGAUUUUAAGAAUUCGAAUAUCAGAAAAUACUGCAGUGAUAUCAUUUCAACUGAGUCUCCCAGGAAGUGAGGUACAAUAUAUGCCCAGAUUUAUGUAAUGAGUUUUAUGCUACGUAAGGGCUGUUGAACCUAUUUAAUAUUUACAAUUUUAAUAAAUCGUAUUAUAUAAUUAUAAAUUUGCUGACUGGGAAAUAAUUCUUGAGAUUCAUUCCAUUUUGAUGUAAAAACAAGGACUUUUCAAUUUUUUGCACGAGCUGCUUUUGUUGUGUCAAAAUUAUCCCUAUUAGCGAACUCAUACACUUUUACAGUGUUAUAAAAAAUCCAUCGAUGCGGUUC